Molecule: messenger RNA, 3260 nt
Organism: Monopterus albus (swamp eel)
Lineage: Eukaryota; Metazoa; Chordata; Actinopteri; Synbranchiformes; Synbranchidae
Gene: gripap1
Product: GRIP1 associated protein 1
Exons: 29
Coding region: 131-2872 (913 amino acids)
Biological process (GO): regulation of modification of synaptic structure; regulation of neurotransmitter receptor transport, endosome to postsynaptic membrane; regulation of recycling endosome localization within postsynapse
Cellular component (GO): extrinsic component of postsynaptic early endosome membrane; glutamatergic synapse; postsynaptic recycling endosome
Source: RefSeq, a predicted model, not a curated record
GCAGUGGUUCGUUCCUGGAAACAACGUCAGAGUGAGAGCUCUGUCCUGUCUCCUCCUCUGUGUCACUCUCUGUGCUAGCAGCUCCGUCUCCUCCGCUAGCUUAGCCUGCUAGCUAGCAGCCCAGGUAAACAUGGCCAUGUCGCAGGCUCUAUCAGAGGAGGAGUUUCAUCGGAUGCAGGCUCAGCUGUUGGAGCUGCGGACUCAGAACUAUCAGCUGUCUGAUGAUCUCAGGAAGAACACGACAGAACUGAACGCUGUCCGUCAGAAGAAUGUGGUUUUGGAACGAGAUUUUGUCAAAGCACAGAAGGCUCUAAAUAAGAGUAAAAAAGCACAGGAGGUGGAUGCACUGCUGAGUGAGAACGAGAUGCUUCAGGGGAAGCUCCACAGUCAGGAGGAAGACUUCAGGCUACAGAACAGCACGCUGAUGACUGAGCUGUCCAAGCUGUGUACACAGAUUGAACAGCUGGAACAGGAGAACCACGGCCUGAAGGAAGGAGGAGGCGCCUCUCUGUCCAGCCCCCCUCCCAACCCUCCCCCCAGUCCUUCUGAUGGAGAGCUGCUCCGCCUCCAGGCUGAGAACUCCACCCUCCAGAAGAAACUGAAAGCUCUCCAGGAGCACUACGACAAAGAGCUGCAGAGACAGGCCGUCGCCCAGGGCAACCACGGUGCUACAGCGGAGCCCGACGGGUCAGCCAGCAGUGGUGCAGUCUCUGAUGCCACAGGGAGAGGGGAGGAGCCAGCAGCAGAGGGAACCAAUGAGAGACUGGAACAGAUGGAGGCUCAGCUGCAGCAGAGAGACAAACAAUUACAUGCGCCCCCUUUAGGCCUGUCAGAGAAGAGCGUAGAGAAGAUUGUAGCUAAGCAGGCAGCGCUAGGCUGGUCGGCUGCUCUCUGUCCAAUAACUCACUGCUUUGGACCAGAGCUGGAGAUGGCACUGAACACCGAGCAGGAGGAGAAGAGGCUGCUGAGGGAGCAGAUCCAAAACCUUGAGGUGUCCAAACAGGCCGAAGUCACCAAACUGCAGGAGGAGAUAACAAAGCUGUCUGACAAGUUAAAGAAGAAGCAGGAGAGUUUUCAGCGUCUGCAGGGAGAGAAGGAGGCUCUGUACAACGACAGCAGGACAAAAAUCGAUGAGAUCAACCAGAGGAAAGAGGAGGAGCUGAAGGUCAUGAACGUCCGCAUCCAGAAACUGCAGUCUGACCUCCAGGCAGCCAAUCAGAUGACAGCCGAGCUGAGAGAGCAACUGCAGAGCAAAGAGAAGGAACAUGAACUGGCUCUGCACACUCUGAAAGACCAGGCAGCCAGUCAGAGUGCAGUCAGUCAGGAGCAGGUGGACAACAUCCUGCAGGAGAACGAUGCUCUGAGGACAAACCUAGCAGCUCUAGAACAGAUCCAGACGGUGAAGACCCAGGAGAUGAAUUUGUUGCGUGAGCAGCAGGAGGCGCUGAUGGCCGAGCUGCAGCAGAGACGAGCUGAGCAGGAGAGUUUGUUGGCUCAGAGAGACGACCUCGACUCACAGCUGCAGGAGUCGAGUUUUGCGAGCAGGAAGUUGUUGGAACAGCUGACAGAAGAAGGACUAGAGAAAGAGAGGCUGCUGAGAGAGCUGGACGAGGCUAAGAAGAUGGCAGAGAAGAGGAAGGCCAUGUUGGAUGACAUGGCCAUGCAGCUGAACCAGGAGAAGUUCGACCAUAAGGAGGCGCUGUCAGACCUCAAGCUGCAGCAUGAGAAGGAGGUUCUUGGGGUGAGGGCUCGAUAUGAGAAGGAGCUCCGAGGACUCCACGAAGACAAGAAUCGCUCCGAGGAAGAGAUCCGCCAGCAGCUUCGAGACGAGAAGGCCCGUACGAAGGAUCUGGAGGGGCUUCAGCAGAAGGUGGAGGAGCUGCAGACUCAGGUCCAGUCCAUGGAGGGAACCAAAGGCUGGUUCGAGAGGCGACUCAAGGAGGCAGAGGAGAACAUAGAGAAGAAGUCUGUGGAGCAUCAGGAGGACAUCAGGCGGCUGCAGAGAGAACACACACUGCAGCUGCAGGCGAAGCAGUCAGAGAUGGAGGGACUGGAGCAGCAGCUGGUGGAGGUGGAGAAACAGAGGGAUGAACACAGCGACACCAUCGGAAAACUCAAACAGGAGAUAAAGGACACUGUGGAUGGUCAGAGGAUUCUGGAGAAGAAGGGGAGUGCAGCGCUGAAGGAUCUGAAGCGGCAGCUGCACCUGGAGAGGAAGCGAGCGGACAAACUGCAGGAGAGACUCCAGGAGAUACUGACCAACAGCAAGACCAGGACAGGUCUGGAGGAGCUGGUUCUGUCAGAGAUCAACAGUCCCAGUCGGACUCAGCAGACCGGAGACUCGUCCUCCGUCUCCUCCUUCUCCUACAAAGACAUGAUGAAGGAGGCUGAGCCGUCCAGUCAGAACAAGUCUGGGGGGGGCAGCCCUCAGUCUCAGCGUCCUGCCGAUCUGUCCGAUGACGAGGUGGUAGAGUUGUUCCAGCGACUCGCCGAGGUCCAGCAGGAGAAAUGGAUGCUGCAGGAGAAGGUGAAACAUCUGGAGGUGAGCUGUUCAUCGAUGGCUGAGGACAUCUGCAGGAAGAGCGCCAUCAUAGAGGCAUACGUGAUGGACAGUCGCAGAGAUGUGUCGGGCAGUGCGGUCGGGCACGGAGGCUCUCAGGGAGACAGAGGAGGUCUGGGUUCGGUCCUCAGAGAUUUGGUGAAACCAGGAGAUGAGAAUCUGAGAGAGAUGAACAAGAAACUGCAGCACAUGUUGGAGGAGCAGCUGACCAAGAACAUGCACCUGCAGAAGGACCUGGAGGUUAUGUCCCAGGAAAUAGUCCGUCUCAGUAAAGAGAGCAGUCCUAAUGGCGGUGCAGCUGGAUCAGGAUGAGACUAUCGCCUGGAUUCAUCCGUCCAUUCUCUUCCUUCUCACUGCUAUUGCUCACCUUGGCUGGAAAGUCUGGAAAUCUUCUUCCUUUCCCCAUGUGCUGCAGCCACUGACUACCAUCUGGAGCAGUUAAGAUAUCACCACUUCAGUCUGCCUAACAGGCUAUGACUAAAUGCUGGAAAUGUCCACCUAUUGUUUCUCAGUGAUGAGCAAAACUCAAAAAGUUCAGAAGAACUACUUAGAGACCAGAGGAAUGGAAAACCUGGGAACAUUGGAAGUGGGGCUCAGCUCAUUUAUGUUGCUACUGAAUGUACUGUAAUUACACUGCACCACUCUGAGUCCUAGCUACAACUUGGAAAACACACAUUGUUACUGACCGAGUCUUACCUUC